Molecule: messenger RNA, 3940 nt
Organism: Neopsephotus bourkii (Bourke's parrot)
Lineage: Eukaryota; Metazoa; Chordata; Aves; Psittaciformes; Psittacidae
Product: TOG array regulator of axonemal microtubules protein 1-like
Exons: 18
Coding region: 1032-3917 (961 amino acids)
Biological process (GO): microtubule cytoskeleton organization
Cellular component (GO): cilium; cytoplasmic microtubule
Molecular function (GO): microtubule binding
Source: RefSeq, a predicted model, not a curated record
AUAGAAUGCUUCAAAUACAUAAACUAUUGCAUAGCUGGGAAAGCUUUCAUCCAAAUGUUUUGCAUUUAUAAAUCAACUGCCUUUUAUUAACAAAAGAAGUCUCAGCAGUUUGCAUUGAAGAGCCAUGGUGCUCAGUGCUAAAUUUUAAGGUUUAAGAAAAUUGCAAUGUGUCUUUUUUGUGUGAAAGAUCUGAAUUUUUGAACUGCUGACCUGGCCACACUGCAGCAAACCUAAUGCUUAGUUUCACGGCAGUGAAAGGCUUCACAUCUUAUGUUACCGAUCUUGCAAUAACGGGUUGGGCAAGACUGUUUAACGCUGGAAAAUAGAAUUAGGUUAUUUUUUUAAACUCGAGUAGUGCUUUGGGUUUAGGCAGUUGCCUGCCUCAAGGUGGCUGUGAGAGGAUGAGAUGGAAGGCGCACAGCCAUGUCCCAGCCCUGAUCGGUGCCCAGGGCAGUGGGGACAGACCUCCUCUCCUCCGCGUUCUCAUGCCAUCCUUGCAGCCAGCAUUCCAGGGCGCUAUGGAAUAAGGCUGCUAGAGCACGUGCCUGCACCCAAGUGGUUUCUGUCCAUGGGCUGUCAUUUCAGUGCAUUUUGCGGUUCCUGUCCACCUGCCUUGCAGUGCACAGGCAAUAAACGCACAGGAGGGUUGGGACAGCUGGAGCUGGGAGCUUCUGGUCUGGCCCAGUGGCACCAUUCUUGGUGUCUGCUUUGGUUUUCUGUAGAAGCCUUUUUGGCUUUUUGCUCCUUUGUUCAUUGUGCUUUCUUUGUGAAUAUAUACAUGCAUCCCAGUGGCUUCUGUGGGUGGCAGAAAAGGCUCAUGUGCACACUUUCCUGCUUUUCAUUGUCUAAGUUGUAGGGAGGAAACCCCUUUAUUUUGCAUGAACUCUGUCUCCCUACACCUAUUGACAGUGGUUUGUGUAGCUUUAUUAUAAAGAGAGGCUGGUCUGGGCUGUGGUGGGGUCUCAGUGACAAAGUUAUGCGGGUCAAUCUGCUGCUCAUACAGAAAAGGUUUCUACAUUCAUUUCACACACAUGAAUGCUUUUUUUUUAUUAUUAUUUUCCUUUUUCCUACAGUUCCCUACAUCCAGUGAUUUACCUCAUUUUCCAGAGUUAAGGCCCUGUCAAGGAGUACCAGUCAGUGAUGAGUUACAUUUUAGUAGAAAAAGAACUUCAGGGAAUUUCAUUCAGAAUAGCGUAGAUUUUAAGUCGGAGCAUUCUUCUGUCUAUGCUGGUCCUGUGGGCUCUCAUCAGCCGCAAAUAUCAGGGAAAUGUGGAACACUUGGACACACGCAGACACGUGAAAAGAGUGGUAGCGUAGAAUCUGAUCUACUCGCAGGCUAUGCUUUUCCAUUCUUCUGGUUGUGCCAGUGGAAUUGUUUGCAGGGCAGUUGUACCAGCCUAAAUUUUUCCAACAAGACCCAGAGAAGUUUUUACAAUCAAGCAGAGAAUACGAUGCCCUUCCAAGGUCCUAAUGCCAAUAUAGAAAUACCUCUUGUGUCUCCUCCAGGGGAGAAUUUGCAGGAGAAACAUGCUCCUCUGCAGCUGAAACCCACCCUGGUGAGGCAACAAGUCCCCUGCAGGGGCCUGAACGGGACAAAACCCAUCCCUCCCAUUCCCCGCCUGCUGCCAGAUAAGAUUAAGUUAAAUUUGACAAAGUGCAGAAAUGAAGAGUGCAAGGACAUGAGGCUGAAUAAAGCAGACAGGAAGCUUGCAGCAGCUGAUCUUUCAGCCUUAAAUGUGGAUGGUGAGGAAGUGGACCAGGAAGAGAUGAAGAAUUCAUUAAGAUCUCUACGAAACACUGCAGCUAAGAAAAGGGCAGUGUUAAGCCGCAACAUUUCAGGUCUUGAAAGUCCCAAUUCUGCUCUUAAACGUGAUCUGUCUGGGGGUUCCCCCUCGCAUGUGUCCUGCCCAAGCGUGGAAGCCUACAGCAAAAGCGGUGUUUACAGCCAGGACUCUGUAACUUCACCCAUGUCCACAGACCCCCACAGAAGGAGAAGAAUGUCAGACAAUCUUCUACUACUUGGCAAAAAAUCAGAGACUGCAAGAACAUUUUCUGCAAGAAACAGAGACCCUAAUGUGGCAGAACAUAACACCAGCACAGGUCUUGCGGAGCCAGCAUCUACUUUUCCACAGACAAACAAUCUAGAUUUCACCUCACAAAGUGUCCCAUCUGAAGAUGCAGUUGUAAUUGCUGGUAAGGCAUCCUUGUCAUUAGAAGAUGUGGCCGUGAAUCCUUCAGUAAAAAUAACAUCCAACUUCAAGAAGACAAAACAUCCAGCCUUGCUACAACGUGAUGAAAUUUCUCUUAGGGCACAAGGAAACUAUAAAGGCAAGAGGCCAUCAGUCACAGGAGCAAUGGACAAAUCGGAACUGGGUCCCUUUUCAAAGCUGGAAACGGCACUGACAGAAGCCUUGACACUUCUAGCUAAUGAUGACUGGGAGAAGAAGAUUGAAGGUCUGAACAUCAUUAGAUGUUUGUCUGCCUACCACGCGACUACUCUGAGUGCAAAGCUACAUGAAACAAGCAUGGCUGUGGCUCAAGAGGUCAAGAAUUUACGCUCAGGUGUUUCUCGAGCUGCUGUGAUCUGUUUAGGGGAUUUGUUCACCUACCUGAAAAAGAGCAUGGAUCAAGAACUAGAUUAUACAGUAAAAAUCCUUUUGCACAAAGCUGGUGAAUCCAACACAUUUAUAAGGGAAGAGGUAGACAAAGCACUGAAGGCUAUGGUUAAUAAUGUGACUCCAGCACGUGCACUUUCUUCUCUUAUAGAUGGAGGGCAAAGCCACCUGAAUUCAGCUGUGAGAAGAUGCACAGCUCAGCACCUCUCAGACACUGUAGAACGUAUGGGCCCGGACCGGAUUCUGUCUGGAGCCAAAGUUGCCGCUGAUCGGCUUUUCCCUGCAAUAGUCAGGUUUACACAGGAUAGUUCACAACAAACAAGGUAUUAUGGUCGAAAGAUGCUCUUCAGUAUGAUGACUCAUCCUGAUUUUGAUAAAACAAUUGAGAAGUAUGUAUUGACCAAGGAUUUGCCUCAUAUUAGGGAAGCUAUUACCAACCUACGUAAAAAGGGUUUGGAUGGCCUGCCGUCAGAUAAACCCGCAUCAAAAAGAAGACAUUCCCAUACUACUAGCGUUGGACAUUUGAAAGAUAAUACCAAUGGCACUGACAGAGAGACUACAGAAGCCUAUGGAGUCAUAAGAAAAGCAGCUCCUCGUAAUUUACUAGAAAAUGAAGAAUAUGUUAAAGACAUCGUAGGUUUAUUGAACGCAAAGGACUUCCAUGAUCGAAUACGUGGCAUUAAGCAGCUGUUAUUUGAUGCACAGAAUAAUCAAGGCUUUGUUGUUGCAAACAUCCUGAAGAUUUUUGAUGCUUUCAAGUGUCGCUUAAAUGACUUAAAUGGCAAAGUAAACCGGAUUGCUUUGGAGACGAUGCACCAGCUAAUUCCAUUGCUGAAAGACAAUUUAUCACCUGUGAUCAACAUGUUAAUUCCCGCUAUGGUCGACAACAACCUGAACUCCAGAAACCCGGGGAUUUACGCAGCUGCCAAAAAUGGUAUUCAGGCUCUGUGUCAACACCUAGACAACUACUUGCUCCUUCAGCCAUUCUGCACAAAAGCCCAGUUUCUGACUGGAAAAGCCAAACAAGACAUAACAGAAAAGCUUGCUGAUAUUGUGAUGGAGUUAUAUCCGCGGAAGCCUAAGAGUGUGGAGCAGAAAGUUCUAGUUGUCCUUUGGCACCUCCUGGGAAACAUGACGAACAGUGGCUCUUUGCCUGGAACCGGAGGGAACAUUCGGACAGCCACAGCAAAACUGUCAAAAGCACUUUUUGCACAUAUGGGACCAAGUCUCUUAACUCGCGCUGCAGCUCAGUCACCACAGAUCAUGAAGACUUUAGAAGAACUUUUAAAGACAGAAAGCUAAAGUAACGAUCCCUAUGCGUGCAU